AUGAUGCCUCUACUCGUAUCACCUUAAGGGGCAGUAACUUUGAACGAACAAUCAACGCGUUAGAAUCAUACAAUACACUUUCACUCACUACAUUUAUCAAUAUUAUUCACUCUAACAUCGGCUAAAGCUACAGCUUGCAUUGACAGAUAAUAUUGCGUAAAUAGAAGAACUUGUAAGGCUUCAGUGUAAUAUGCAAUGCUGCAUAUAGUGAUUGGGUCAACCAUAGUGAGUCUUCCUGCGGUAUGAUUGAUACUGAAGCACUCGGAUACGACGAGGUAACAGGUAAAGUUCAUCGUUUAUCAGAUGACAGUUCGCGAUAAGAUACGAGACGAAACGAAUUCGCUCCGAAACGAUAUCUACGUGCCGAACGAUUGGAGCAGCGACGAAACAGUUUGAGGGCUUUUUCGACCUUUUUGGAGCCCUUUUUCCAUAGCAUCGUUAGUCCUAGCCCCGUGGAACAUCACUGACGCCAGUGUACUCAUCCAUCUUCAUAUCCGUUUCGUUUCGCAGUCCAUCAUAGUGAACACAACGCGUUCCUGUUCAAGCUUGCUGGCGAGCAUAUGUAAUCAUUCGUGAUAUAAAUAAAAAAAUAUCUCGAAGGGGAUAAAAUGUGGACCGGACGACAGAAUUUGAAUAAUGAAGAGCAAAUAACGCGACUGGUCACAUGGCGAACACUUCGGAAACCUCAGUGACGAUUUACAUACGCACUUGGUCUUUCAUGAUACUCUUCUGCUUCGCUGGCUGCGCAGCUGGUUCGUGUCUGAGUUAUGGGCAUUCAUGUUGGGGAGGUCAUGGUAAACGCAGCGGAGGACAUAAUGCCAACAACGCGUAUUUCGUUACAUCGAAAACGAUGAGCGACCUACAGCAAGAGGUACCUUCGUUUCCGAAGGAACAAUGGGUGUUGUCACGGCUGAUCGCUCGACCUUUGACGUCCAACAAGUACAGAGGAAGAUGGGACAGACCUUUCAAAGUGAAAACGCACCUACCGCAGCAUUGGGAAGAGAAUGAACUGAACGCACAUAUGAUCAAUGAUGAACCAAUCAGGGAUCAAAAUAACAAUGACGAUACAGAUCAAGGCAAAAAGAGAAACAUUAAAGAUAUGCAAGAUAUUAUAGGAAAUAUUAACGACGAGCGAAAAGAAAUACCAGGAAUAUUAUUGAUAUCGAAUAAUGGAGACGAUGAACAAGGCAGCAAACCACAGAACGUAGAACUGUUCAAAUUUCUGAGUGAUACCAACGAUAACUUUAAAUGAACGGAUAAACCACUAUUAUAAAACAUAAUGUAAAAUAGAAAUUGUCAUAAAUGUAUUGUAAUUCAACUAAUAAGAAUAUUGUUUAAACCACUCGAUUAGUGAUUCUGUUUCUCGAAUAAAACUUGGAUGACCGACUUAUCAAUACUUAAAUCAACAUCCCUGGUUACAUAUUUAUGAACACACGAUAUAUAUUUAAUAUUUAACAAAAAGUAAUAGUUAUUGAACAAAUUUGUACAAAAAACAAAACACUACAGAGCAGAAUUGUUGAUAAUAGUAUAAUUCCAUGACGUAUUUGUCUUCAUUUAUUGCAAACAAAACGAAAUCUCCGUUCCACUAGAAAUUAAUAUCAAUUACUCAUCUAAUGCUCAUGUCUCAACUAAUCAUUGCACAGAUGCUACAGUCACAUCCAUUUAUCAUUAAGUUUGCACAGAUGUAUCAUAACAAUUUGAUUAAUCUAUAUCGCUUUUAGAACUAAGUAAUUAAUGUUUUAUUCAUUCCGCAUCGAUUUAAUGAAUUAAUUUACAAAUAAUAGGUUUUAGAAUCACAAGUGUAGGAUGCAAAAAACGGUAGCACCUGACAGCACUUGAUAGCCCUUGACAGCAUAAAAACCACUCAAUAAUGUCUACAAAUGCUUCUAAUAAACUCUAAUUUAAUUAAAUAAAAAGAAACUCAAAUUUCAAAAUAAAGAAAUUCAAAUUUGUAAAUUAAUUCAUACUAACCUUUAAAUAUUAAAUAUACUUAGGUAUUUCGUUUCUAACGUACAACCUAAUAUACUAAAAUUAUGAAUAGGUUAUUAAUUAACUAUAGACAUAAAUUUUCUGUUUACUUUCUUUUUUAUUUCCUAAGCGUGCAAUACAAUUCAGCCCAUUUUCAAUCAGAUUUGGCAAAAUAUGGAUCGUAUUGAACGCCAUAAGUAUAAUAAGUCUAAUCAUGUAGAAAACAUUCAACAAUGUUACUCUGUCCUUAAAAACUAAUCAGUCAUACUUCAUAUUUUAGCAGUAAUCGUGCGAAAUAACUUCAACAUUGAGUAAAAAUUUUGUUGAAAUCAUUCUUCGAGACUAAACCAACAGACAGAAAUAAUUCUUUUUCUAUCAGGCAAGUUCAAUGUCUGCUUUCGAAUGGAAGAUGGAGAACAUUAAGAUCUAUGUAAUCCUUCUUUAACAAUCGAUAUUCAACAAAUUCGGUGUACUACUCAGGAUGAUAUUACUGGCGUUCACAGUGUUUAUAGCAAAGGUUUCAAUAUCACAAUUACAAAAAUAUGAUCAUCAUUGUUCGUAACGCUUUCUUAAAAUUAUAAAAACAACCACACAGUUUUCAAUCUGCAUACUUAUAAUGCAGUUACAUCUCCUCACGCAAUCCAUUAUGUCGUAUUCAAAGUUAAUCAUUCUAGAAGCUAAUCGAGUAAUAUUCAUUCAACGCAUCACUCCGAGAUGUUACAAUAUCGAUUAUUUCUCCAGGAGUUAUUGCUCAUUAAGAUUCUCUACUGUUUUAAUUUAAUCUUUUGUACUCAUUCUUACUGUCUCGUUUAUCGUUUCUUUCACAUCUUCGAACAUUGCUUCGAAUUGCUUAGAAGAAAGUGGAAUGAAACACUUAAUAAAAUCAGGACACAUUCUACGGUAAAUUUUGCUUGUGAGCUUAUUCCAUUUAACCAUCUGUAUGUCGUGUUUUUCCGCGUUUAUAAGAUAAUGUUCUAGGAACUACAAGUUUUGUUGUUUUAGUAAUAAUCUCAAUUAAUUCACACAAAAAAUAAA
This is a messenger RNA of Hylaeus volcanicus, 3003 nucleotides long. RefSeq lists its product as uncharacterized. Lineage: Eukaryota; Metazoa; Arthropoda; Insecta; Hymenoptera; Colletidae. The coding region runs from base 665 to 1252 and encodes 195 amino acids. The record is from RefSeq and is a predicted model, not a curated record. The transcript is spliced from 7 exons.